UUUGAUGAAUUCCUGAAUCUCCUCAGGGGGCUGGAGAUGCGAAAGAGGGUGGAGACUGGGGACUCCUGGGUGGGACCUGCGGUGGUGGUGGUGGUGGGUGAAUUCGGAGUGCAGGUCGUCCCCUAGAGUCUGGGAAACUGGAUUGUGGAGACGACGCUGGGCUUUGGGGGGCAUUUGCGCUCCUGUGCGCGCGGCACUUUGUAGCUCCGGGUGGUGGCAAGCCUGGUGAAGUGAUAGCGCGAGGGCGAGAGGAAGUCAAGGCUCAGGAGCAUCAGAAAACGCUUCCUUAGCUCUGUGUGAGCUCUAGCUAUCCUGGAUGGGUAUAGUGGUGGGAAAACCCUGCACCGCGCAUUUCCAAGUCACCGGUGGCUGCGCUCCGAGCCCCCACCAACCCCAGGGCCGAAACCCCAGCGAUCCCCAGUGCUACUGAGCAGCAGGCGGCGACCAGGACCGCGUGGCUGUCGCGCGGCGCGCCAAGCCAAAAGGUAAACGCAGCCGGGCCUGCCCACAGCCCAGCAGAGGCGGCGCGGCCCCGAAGCGCCUUCAGUUCUAAGGAUCCUCACUUCUGGGAAAGGACAGGGAACUGUCAAUCAACGAGGGAGGGAGCGCACCGGCGCCGGGUGAUGUCAGCGGAUCAGCUGCUCCACAACAAAGAGGGGGUAUUACAGGAGAAAGUUGCAGCAGCCGCUGCACCCCGGAGCCUUGGGGACCGGGGACGAAGGGAGGAGGGACGGCGGCUGCGGCAGCCGCGGCAGGCCGAGGAAUUGAAAGGACUGUAGGGGGAGGCAGCGCGAACCGCCCCGACUGCUCCUCCUCUUCCUCCCCCCUCCUCCUCCUCCAAACUCGCAGGGCUGAGCCCCAGCGCUCGCUCAGCCGCCGCGAGCACCCGGAGGGACGGGAACCGGCCGCACGGCCCGGUGCUGGGCAGGGUCGCAGCCGCCAUGGAUAGCGACGACGAGAUGGUGGAGGAAGCCGUGGAAGGGCACCUGGACGAUGAUGGGUUACCCCACGGAUUCUGCACCGUCACCUACUCCUCCACAGACAGAUUUGAAGGCAACUUCGUGCACGGAGAAAAGAACGGACGUGGGAAGUUCUUCUUCUUUGACGGCAGUACCCUGGAGGGAUAUUACGUGGAUGACGCCCUGCAGGGCCAGGGUGUGUACACCUAUGAGGAUGGAGGUGUUCUCCAAGGCACAUAUGUGGAUGGAGAGCUGAACGGACCAGCCCAGGAGUAUGACACCGACGGGAGGCUCAUCUUCAAGGGACAAUACAAAGACAACAUUCGACAUGGAGUGUGCUGGAUCCAUUACCCGGAUGGAGGCAGCCUGGUCGGGGAAGUCAAUGAAGAUGGGGAGAUGACUGGAGAGAAGAUAGCCUAUGUCUACCCUGAUCAGAGGACUGCGCUCUACGGAAAGUUUAUUGAUGGAGAGAUGAUCGAAGGGAAACUGGCCACCCUCACGGCCACAGAAGAAGGGAGGCCACACUUUGAAGUGACAUCUGGAAGUUCCGUGUACCACUUCGAUAAAUCGACUUCCUCCUGCAUCUCCAGUGAUGCCCUCCUUCCAGACCCCUAUGAGUCCGAGAGGGUUUAUGUUGCGGACUCUCUCAUCUCCAGUGCGGGAGAAGGGCUGUUUUCCAAGGUAGCAGUGGGACCCAAUACUGUUAUGUCUUUUUAUAAUGGCGUCCGAAUUACACACCAAGAGGUGGACAGCAGGGACUGGGCCCUAAAUGGGAACACUCUGUCCCUUGAUGAGGACACAGUCAUUGACGUGCCCGAGCCCUACAACCACGUAUCCAAGUACUGUGCCUCCCUGGGACACAAGGCGAAUCACUCCUUCACGCCAAACUGCAUCUAUGACAUGUUUGUCCACCCCCGCUUUGGGCCUAUCAAGUGCAUCCGCACCCUGCGAGCUGUGGAGGCAGAGGAAGAGCUGACCGUUGCCUAUGGCUAUGACCACAGCCCUCCAGGGAAGAGUGGGCCUGAAGCCCCCGAGUGGUACCAGGUGGAGCUGAAGGCCUUCCAGGCCACCCAGCAAAAGUGAAAGGCCUGGCCCUGGGGUCCAGAGACCUGGAGUAGAAACUUGGAUCUAUGCACUACAUAUAUCUGACAACGGGACAACCAGGGACUGUUCAUGCUGUGACAUCACAUCCUCUCACCCUGCGUUAGCAACGACUCUCUCGCAUACUAACUAGGUUUGACUAUUACUCAUACCAGAUUUAAAAUUAGCUAGCCUUGCAGCAACGCCCUACCGAGAGGUACUGUCGAACUGUAGACAGCAUGAUGUUCUUUGAUGGUUGAAGUCUAAAUCUGGACCACGUUCAGAGAUACCAAAUGAUUCAACUGAAAAAGGGAAAUGGGAUUCUUUGGUCAUUUUUCGUCGAUGGGUUUUUUUUUUUUUCCGUGAUGUUUUUUUCUAUGGCCAUUGCAAACGGUGUUCGGUCACCCUUGCAUGUUGCCAUCUGCGGGGCAGGAAGCGAUUACAUCUUUAUAUAAAUGUAGGGUCAUUUGCCUUUUAACCUUUGAUCUGUAUCUUGCAAUAGAAUGGCUUUGUUUUUGUUGUUACUCUCCUAGUGAACUGAAGCCCAGUCUUUUGAGCCUUUUCGUUAGCCUCACUCCCUAUCUUAGCUCUCCUUUCCGGGAGAAAGCUUCCCAGUGGCCUCUGCCUUCACAGCAGUGUACAGGUCUCUCUGGUUCUUUCUCGAGCAUCUCAUUCUUAUGUCCUGAUAUAAAGUCCUGGCUCAUGGGGCCAGACUGUUAUUAUAGACUUAUUACUCUCGCAUGUAAACAAAGAAACCUUUGCUUUCGGAUGUGAGAAGAAACGAAUUUGCUUUGUUUGCAUUAAGUUACGAAAGGAGUUGUAAGAUACACAUUCAGGAAGAAGAGAGGAAAACUGGUGUUUCUAAGCAGUCAUCGUGAUAGUUUUGCAGGAUAUUCAGUAGCGCUGGCAAUUUUUUUCUCCUCGGGUACAUAUUCAUUGUACAUAACCUAGUGCAGUCUGACUUGUGGCUCACUGAAUUCAAACUACAACAGCCAACGUGCAUUCCAACACGGACUACAGAACGCUCCCUGACCACCAGUGCCAGGAAGACAGACACGCUGACGGCUAGGUGAAAAUCAGACCCGUAGCUAAAGCUUUCUCCCCAUCGUGAUCUCAGAGUACUUAACUGCUUCCAGGCUCUGCAAGCCAAGAGUUCACGCCUGUGCAGUCUCUACCAAUAGUAUAUUGCCACCUCACAAGCCAUAUGUAAUCACAACUGCAGAAACACAGAGAAAAACCCAUUGUUUUAGGUUAGCUCAUUAGAUCUCUACCUGGAUGGCUCUGAAUGAAUGCUGAGUUUGGGGGACACCUCCCCCAAGGUGUCCUGGGAACAACCGGUACUAAGGCCUGCAACUGUCGACAGUGCCACCUGUGGCCUGAGUUGGGUUAGGGUUUGAGGGAGCUCAGAAUGGAUAGAGAUGUUUGCUGGGAAUGGGCAGGGAUGGAGGGAGGAGACAGGUCAAGGGAUGUUGGCUCUUUGUUCUUUUUUCUUUUCUUUUUUGUCAGUUGCACGUUGCUCUUAACAACAGCUUUCACAAGUGUUCCAUCUGGGGCUGCGCGCAGUUUGCCCAUCAAACAGCCCCAGAAAGGAGGACUCAGCCCUCAGCUGUGAUAGCUGCACCCUGGGCUCUUUUACAAGCUUCCUGACAUACCCAGCUUCCGGCUCUGCACCUAGGUGAUGGGGUUUUCCAGGACAGCUGGCCGCAGCCCUGUUUGAAAAGCUUAAGAAGAUAGUUCCCUCAGGAGAAACAUCCUUGGGACUUCUGAGGAGGUCUCCUGCAAGAAAACCGAAUCGUUUUUUAGACUACAAGUCACCGGGAUAGGAUCGCUUCUAUUCUGUAGACAGAGACCAUUCAGUAAACUGUGACCUAAGGAUGGGGUCUCUGGAUUUGGAUUCUGAGAGGCGCUUUCGUGUAAAUGUGCCCAAAGGCAGUGGGCUGCCUCGGAGAGAAAGAUGGCUUUCGUCAGCCGCAUCAGUUGGGUGGUGGGACUCGGUUGAAAGAUGGGGCAGAGGAGGAGAGGGCAGGUCCCACCUCGGAUGGUGUGCCCACAGGUUUUCACACCCAGAGGUGGAAUCCAGCCUCAGCUGCCGCGGAGGCUCAACUCCUAUCCUAAAGGGCUACUCUAAGCGAUCUCAUUCAAGUGGAACUCGAGAACAAUUUUGCGGCCUUGAGGACCAGCAAAAUAGUUUGGCAAGUAAAGGUGCUUGUCGCCAAGCCUAUGACCUGAGUUUCAUCCCUAGGACCUCCAUAGCAGGAGAGAACCAGGCCUUGAAAGCUGUCCUCGACCGCACACGGUGUGGCGUGCGUGCACCCACACACCAAAAAUAAAUCAUCCUUUUUUUUUUUUUAAUAUAUAAAUGGAUUGAAGAACUGUGGCCGGUGAGCUAGCUAAUCUACGUUUCACAUUCCAUGCUGGAGGAAGACAGUCAGGGCUUCAAGCCCAGCGCUGUGUACGUGCCCCAGAAGCAGUUCCCGCAGCUGAGCCGCUCCGUCUUCCUUUUCCCCGUCUGCUUCCCGUAUCUUUCAGUUCUCUUUCUGCUAUGUGAGAAGCGUUGGUGCCUGUGCAGAACGGCAGCCCAGCUGAUUGCUCUCCCUCUUUCUGUCUAGCGUACCUCUCUGGUCUGGCGUCACUGUCUGUGUGUCUCUCUCCGAGUGGGAACCAUUCUGGUCACUUGUUCGCGCCCUCCCCGAGAUAACGCAGUUCCGUUGCAGGUCGCACCGGGCCGGGUGUAGAGGCAGAGAAGUAUUUGUAGAGGGUAGGGGAUGUGGAGAGAAUUGACCGCCAGUGCAGUUUGAGGUUUGUUUCUCUUUUGAAACCAAAGUGGAAAAGCUUCAGAAAGCAUCUUCUACUUCGCGUCUGCUGUAGAAGGAAACAGGAAGCAGGCAAAUCUGGUCUUCCAUCAGGAUCAAAAUCACAGAGAGACAGGAUUGAGAGAGGCUAUGUAGUAGGGGGAAAAGGAUUACCCUUCUGCUGUCUUCCAAACAGCCGGGUCCUGUACAACUCGCCUGACGCCAUGGUUGCCAGGGCAUUCAUUCAGAGCUGUCUCGGUCCAACCCCGCAUGACCUGAUCCAUCGUUAGCACCUUUUCUAUGAUGAACUAUUAUUACCUGUGUUAGAUUUACGACUAGGAACUAAUCUACAGAGCAUGCCCCCUAGUGGGGGCAUUCGUUUGAACUAAUAAGCAAAUGUAAGGAUUGAAUUUAGGACAUGAGGCUAAAAUUGCGAAGUGCAGGGAAGACUUGAGUUUUUAGUACCUAUUCUUGCUUUAACCUGCUUAAUCCCAGAUCUCCCCUAGCAACUAAGAAGGAAAUUUUUUGUCAAGACCUCUUUGAACCUGACUGGGACUAGAGUUCAGAUUCAUUACCCUUUGGGUUCAGCACACUUGAAAAACUAUUUCCUUAUCACCAACCCCCCCACACACACACACAUGCACGCUCAUACGCGCACACACACACGUGUGUGUGUGUGUGUGUGUGUGUGUGUGCCCACUGACGAGGCCAUGUAACCAUUUACAGCAUUUAACUGUGACCAUUAGAAUUGCAUUGAGCUGGGGAUGUAGCUCAGUGGUCCAACAAUUGCCUAGCAACCAGAGGCCCUGGAUUACAUCCCUAGGACCUGGGGGGGGGGGGUCAUGACCAAUUAUGAACACUGAAUUAAAAGUUUGUCUUGUGAGACAGUAUGUGGCACUAUUAUUAAUCUUCACUUAAUAGAUUUUUUUUUAAAAAAAAAUCUAAAUUUCUCACUGCAAAAUACACUUAAAAUCUUCUGAGAAGGUCAAAAGCUCUGGGUUUUGUUUGUUCUCCAACAGCCACCUCAAGUUCUGUCUUCGGAGUAGCAUUUAGAAUCCAGACAUCUUUUGUUUUAGACAAACAAGCAAAACUAUGUUGCAAGAUGGAUAGUUGUAAUGUUUAUUUGCUGCAGAUCAAAGGUUCACAAAAUAUAUUCAGUGUAAGGGUACUUGAGUACCUUGAUAGAGUCCUCCAAUAUACACCUUGGAUUUUUUUUCCCUUCAGAAAUUUUAAGCCUUGGUGUUAGGGGUCUUUUUGCUUUGCUUAGUUUUGGUUUUGUUUUUGGAGGGGUUUUGUUUUGUUUUGGGGGAGGUGUUGGGAUUUUUGUUUUGUUUUGUUUUUUGGGUGUUUUGGGGGGUUUGUUUUCAAAAACUACUAAAUUUUAAAAGUUUUAUUUGCCAAAUGUGUGCAUACAUAUUCAAAGCAAUGAAUCUAUUUCAAGCCAUACAGCCGCAGGGGUGGGAAACCCUUUUCACAAAUUUCAAUGUGUUUGUAUGUAAAUAGAUGUUUGUAUGAAAUAUUUUCAUGGUAGAAUGAAUAUAUUUAAAUGAAGUUGAAUUAUUCCAGUGCUAUUUAAAACAUGACAAAAUUUUUGGUGAGAAUUAUGAGUCUAUUGAGAUAUAAUGCAGAUCAAUUUUCAUUUUUAGAAAUCAAAAGCCUACAAAGCCCUCUGACUGGCGCCCACCUCCUGGCGGGGUGGUGUCUGAUGUGAGGUAGGCUUCCCCAGUGCCUCAGCCGCUUUCUGGUGGUAAGUUCGGUGCUAAUGGAGGUGUGUUUACCUUUUAGUGAUUCCCCGCAGGCCUCUCGGGAGCCUGCGAGAGGAUCGAGGCAUUAGAGACACCGGUGCAGUUAUCCGAGCACAAUUUCUUUGCAGGGCAGCAGAAUCAGAAACCAGACUUGGCCGCGGGUUUCCCCGGCCACCUUCUCUCGCCACCCCUAACUGCCUAGUCACAAUGUCAGGGAGGCUACCCUCAGUGGAGUUGGGGUCCAGACCCCAGGGUGGGACUUCACAGAUUUACCAAUGCUUUUUGCCUUCUGACCUCCCUCUGUCCUGAGAGGGAGGGCAGCCGCUGGUGGGGGGGAGGGGGGCAAUUCUCAGCACAGUCCAUAUCCUGUCUCAGCUCUGGAAGACUAUGCAUCCAAGCACCCAACUUCACCAGAGAGGGAGACGUCUGCGGAUAAUGGAAACCCUUAACUCCUAUCUGUGACUUCGCACGCACGCAGUUGUUAAAUGUCCUAUGAAGACCAUUCAUGUACCUAAGACAUGCCUCCCAAUUCUUCUGACGCUUGAGUUACAGGAAAGGAAAACAAAACAAAAUUAAAAAAAAAAAAUCCUUUACAAUCAUAUGCCACUCGAGUGCGUUCCCCGACCCAUCUUUGGUCCUGGAUAUAAUGAAACAAUAACCCGACAAAUUUUCACUGUGUACACUAGCAAUAUGAACACUGAGCCAGUACACCCUCCGCUGUCUCCUUGGUUACUAUCCUUACCUUGAUACUACAGGGACUAUGUAUGUCAUGCCUGUGGUUGCAUAAGAAAGCUAUGAAGUUAUGUCCAUGAUUUCUAGCUCCCUUCU
Molecule: messenger RNA, 7404 nt
Organism: Microtus oregoni (creeping vole)
Lineage: Eukaryota; Metazoa; Chordata; Mammalia; Rodentia; Cricetidae
Gene: Setd7
Product: SET domain containing 7, histone lysine methyltransferase
Exons: 8
Coding region: 942-2042 (366 amino acids)
Biological process (GO): regulation of DNA-templated transcription
Cellular component (GO): chromosome
Molecular function (GO): histone H3K4 monomethyltransferase activity; protein binding
Source: RefSeq, a predicted model, not a curated record